This is a messenger RNA of Daphnia carinata, 2723 nucleotides long. Its product is annotated as ABC transporter G family member 20-like. Gene Ontology annotation, cellular component: membrane; ATP-binding cassette (ABC) transporter complex. The coding region runs from base 136 to 2313 and encodes 725 amino acids. The record is from RefSeq and is a predicted model, not a curated record. Gene Ontology annotation, biological process: transmembrane transport. NCBI's taxonomy places the organism in Eukaryota, Metazoa, Arthropoda, Branchiopoda, Diplostraca, Daphniidae. Gene Ontology annotation, molecular function: ATP hydrolysis activity; ABC-type transporter activity; ATP binding. The transcript is spliced from 12 exons.
ACUGUUUUACGUCCGUUUUCUGACGUGAUUUACGCAAUUUUGAAGUAUCAGUUUAACGUGUUCGUUAGCUUUUGAGAACGUGCAACAAAGUUCGUUUUUAAUUGGCGAGCUAGUUUUUGAAAAAAAAAAAAAACAAUGAAAAUGAAAAUAGGUGUUGAAAAUUCGGACAUCGCAUCACAUGGGGUUAGUGAAACCAACAAUAACGCAACUGGCAAUGCCGUUCACGGAGUUAUUGUACGGAACGCGAUCAAAACUUACGGUGUGGGAAGCAACCGCUAUCCAGUACUCAAUGAGCUAAACAUGGCGGUUAAAAAAGGGACAAUUUAUGGAUUACUGGGAGCCAGUGGUUGUGGUAAGACAACUCUGUUGAGUUGCCUCGUCGGUCGUCGUAGUUUGAAUAGCGGGGAACUUUUAGUUUUGGGGCAUGAGCCCGGUUCGUUAAACAGUGGCAUCCCUGGUCCAAAGGUCGGCUACAUGCCCCAAGAACUGGCCCUCUAUGGAAAUUUUACAAUCAAAGAGACGCUCUUUUUCUUCGGUGGUAUCUACAAGUUAAAGGCGGCGUUCAUCAACUCACAAUGUGAAUUUCUGUCUAAAUUGUUGGACCUGCCUCCAUGCGAUCGUUACGUCAAGACGUUGAGCGGUGGUCAGCAGCGCCGCGUGUCGUUCGCCGUUGCAUUGUUUCACGAGCCGGAAUUGCUUAUUUUAGAUGAACCAACUGUCGGUGUGGACCCUUUGCUAAGUCACAGUAUUUGGAAUCACCUCGUACGUCUAAGUGUCGAACAUGGAAGAACCGCCAUUGUCACAACCCACUACAUUGAAGAAGCGCGCCAAUCUCAUACGAUUGGUUUGAUGCGCUCUGGUCGACUGUUGGUCCAAGAUUCACCAGAAAAUCUACUGAAUAAUUACAGAGCUCCAUCGUUAGAAGAUGUCUUUCUUAAGCUGUGCAUUAAAGAUGAUGGUAAGAAUCAACUCGACUGUGACACUGAGGCACAUGCAUCAAAUGCUGUUCCUGCUUCAACGCAGCACUCAACAUGCAGAUUAAACACUUCAGUAACUGAACAUCCAUCUUCCAGUAAGGGCCCAUGUUUGAAGAUACCUCGGCUGUCUGCGCACCGCAUCGGCGCAUUAGUUCGAAAGAACUACGUGCUGUCCUUUCGAAAUAUUGGGAUAUUUUUAUUCACCUAUUUUUUACCUGCUUUGCAAGCAUCUCUGUUUAAUGUAACCCUUGGACACGAGCCAACUGGCCUCAGAAUGGCGAUCGUUAAUGAUGAGCUGGAUGUCAACCAAGGAAACGUCUGCAACUACACGACGGAUUGCGAUUACUCGAUGCUCAGCUGUCGUUAUCUUCGAUACAUUAAAGACAAUAUUAUCCAGGUCCCGUAUGCAAAUGUAUCAGAUGCUUUGGAAGCCGGAAGAAAAGGCCAAGUCUGGGGAGUCGUGCAUUUUGGCUGGAAUUUCUCUAAAGAGUUUGAAAUGCGAGAAUCGGAUGGUAAUGCAGCAGAAUUAGCAAAUAUUAUCGGCAGUCAAAUCGGCAUUAACAUGGAUUCUUCCAAUCAGCAAGUUGGCGUGUUUAUUGAAAAAUGGCUUUUGGAAGCCUUUUCAGACUUUGUCAGAGAUUUUAGAGGAGCGUGUGGGAACGUGCCUGAAGCGGGUCUCUUACCCGUUACGUUUCUUGAUCCGGUCUAUGGCCAGAAAAACACUCCAUUUACUGAAUUUAUGGCACCUGGUCUUAUCAUAUCGAUCGUGUACAACAUGGCUGUGGCGCUAACGGCAGGUGUUUUCAUUACAGAAAGGAAGCAGGGUUUACUCGACCGGUGUUUGGUAGCAGGCGUGAGAAUGCCUGAAAUCUUGUUGAGUUACCUGAUUAACCAGUUCACCGUUAUGGUUGGUCAGACAGCCUUGGUUUAUGUGGUUAUGUUAUUGGUGUUCAACAUUCCAUGUCAAGGCAAUCUAGCUGUUGCCAUAUUUAUAACUCUGCUGCAGGGUCUUGUCGGCAUAUCAUUUGGAUUAUUGAUAUCCACUGGGUGCGAUAAUGAGAUGGGGGCCCUAUCGCUUUCACAGGCCAGUUUUCUUCCUUUAUUAGUUAUUAGUGGCAUUUGUUGGCCGAUUGAAGGUAUGCCGCUUUAUCUCCGUAAGAUCGCUUAUGCGAUGCCGUUAACCUGCGCCAUCGAAUCUGUGAGAUGCAUCUUUUCACGAGGGUGGGGCGUGGACCACUCUAAUGUUUAUGCCGGGGUUUUAGUUAGUAUUUCGUGGAUUUUUGCGUUUUUAGCGCUUUGCUUGAUUGUCGCACGUAUCCGCAGGUUUGCUAGUUAAACUUGAGUGAUUAGAUUUACGGUUAAUGUUUCAGGAGCCUUCCAUAUUUAGCGAAUGGAAGUCCGUUAGUGAAUUAUAGGGUUUCUGUUUUUACUCAGGUGUUACAUUUUGAGCUUACAAAAGAACGCAUUUUAGCUCAGUUAACAGGCUUAUUGUCCUUUUUUUUACGUUCAUAACUUGUUUACUGGAAAAUGUAAGAUUUGACCUAAUUCCUCUAAACGAAAGCAAAGUUUUUGUACUAGUUUCUUGCAUAUUCGGGCAUAGGUGUUUUUCAUUCAAUAUUUUUGCAGUUUACGCUUGUCUAUAGAAAUAAGGUUGGUGUACUCGAACGAAAUCCUGAAGGUUACAAGUUCACAUGUGUAUUCAAUGAACGCAACAAUAUAAAAAAAAAUUGUAUGGUUUUGAUUCAG